Messenger RNA from Nothobranchius furzeri (turquoise killifish), 8644 nucleotides. The record is from RefSeq and is a predicted model, not a curated record. NCBI's taxonomy places the organism in Eukaryota, Metazoa, Chordata, Actinopteri, Cyprinodontiformes, Nothobranchiidae.
CUGUUUCCUGCUCAGCAGUAGUCAGAUGAGACGAUGACUUCAGAAGACUUUUCUCUCACGUACUAUAUUUAGCUGUGUGUCAGAAGGUGUUGUAGCUGUGGGUUUGUGUUCUUCAGCUAAUACCUUUUUAAAGAUUGUUCAAACACAAAAGGCUGGUGAGUAUAAACACAGCAGCCUACUUUUGAGUCAGCUGAAAGAGGUAUGUGUUAUUUUUAGAUUUGACAGGUUGUCUUGUGUUCGCAGACCACCCCUACUUCUUUUUUGUGUUUGCAGCCCAUCUCUCCAUGUUGAGACGUUCACCUGACAUCUUGAUAUGAAAUAUUUAUCUUUUCUGGCCAAAGGUCAAAGCCUUGCUUGGCUUCUUUGGUAGUUCUCACUGUUCAUGCAUAACGUUGAGGAAUUAAUACAGUUUUUAUGUAAAGCUCUGACUUGAAUGCCAAAUUUCAUAUUCCUCGUAGGGAUGCACCGAUCAGGUUUUUUGCUGCCGAUCACCGAUACCGAUAUCAAAGAAUGCUGAUCACCGAUACCGAUCACUGAUACCGAUCACAUGGAUUGGCCAGAAAUUUUCUACAACAUUAUAAUGAGUGCUACAAACUACAUAAUCUGGGAAUAAAGGAAAUGUAACCUAAUCUAAAAUGGUCUGUAUUAGGGUUGUCACGGUGUGAAAAUGUAACCUCACGGUUAUUGUGACCAAAAUUACCACGGUUUUCGGUAUUAUCGUGGUAUUUUUUUAACAUGCUGCAUUUUCACACAAAAAACCUGUAUGUCAGGAAAUAUUGUCCUCAGUUUGUGUCUAAAUUUAGCCUAAAAUGUGUUAUUUUGUAAUUAUGUUGUUUGUUUGUUUACAUUUUUUCCCUUUAGUCUUUAAAAUACCAAUAUUUGCCCAUAACUUCUUAUUUUAUGUCUGUUUGAUGUCAUCAUUUUAAAAAUAUUAGAUCAGAUGAUACUCAGUACUCAAGUAGCCUUCUAAUCAGAUACUUUUUUACCCUUACUUGAGUAAUAAACCCUAUAUCAGGAAAAUAUUGUCCUCGGUUUGUGUCCUUCCAGUGAGCUUUGCAGAUGUGGGAAAAUGUCAUCAGGCAGUAAUCGUUGUUAAAUUCAUAAUUAUUCUCGGAGAGAGACCAACUCUUAUCUGCCCCUGGGAGCCCCGUAAUGCAUAGCGUCAUUUCAACAUGGCGGUGUCCGUGACACGGUUUAUAUGCAGGUAGCGGCGCUGCGGCUGCUUUAUAUAGCGACUCGUUGCAUUCUCCCUCAACCCAAAUCCUCGGAUCACGCAUUUUAGCUAAAGCGCUAACGUUAGCUUGCCUUGCGUUGACUGUAGAGUUGUGGGUGAUGGUCACGCAGAUGUGUCAUGAGAUUUGAAGCGUUGCUGCCUUUCACAGACACUUUUUCUGCACGUGCUGCAAACAGGAUAGCCGUCUUCUAUAAACUGUCCCUCGGCAUUCUUCAAAUAUCCAAAAGAUGCCCGUACUUCCCACUUUGUCUUCUUUGAGGGAUAAAAAAUGUCCUCCUGAGCGCUGCCGUCUCUUCCUUUGGCCAUUAUUUCAGCUUUAGCUUCAAGAAAGUUUUGGUUGUAAACAACAAAGUGCGCAUGUGCCACCGGCAACUUCAGCAGAUGAUACGGUGGCUGGUAAGGGUCACCGCGCCUACACCGCAGCCACGGUAAUCCACCGAGAUAAUAGUUUUUUUUUAAAAAACAAGACGGUUAUUAUUAUUAUUGUCAACUUGUUUUUUUUUUUUACUGGGGUUUACCGCUACACUGGUUACCGUGACAACCCUACCUGAUCGGUCUGCUUUGAUCCAUUUUGAAAACUCCGAUCAAAACCGAUAGGGGCGCUAUCGGCCGAUUACGAUCAAAUGCCGAUCCAUCGGUGCAUCCCUACUCACCAGCCCCUUCAUCAGGUGCACCCUGCUAGGACUGUGUUCUGCCUUCAGAACCGGCUUAGUUCCUCGUGUCGUAGAUUUACCAAAGUAUUGGAAUCAUCCCUUAGAGGUUCGGAGCCCUACUGACAUGACAGCAUCACAGUUGCAUUCACCAUGUCAAUCUCUCGUUCCUCUACAUCUCAAAGGUUCAGGGCCCUCAUUUGUAAAGCUUCCCUUUGAACGAUACGGGGUCUGAAAAAUGCGUAAGUCAUUCUCUGGGCUACCUUCGUGAUUUAAAAAGAAACACGACAGAGAAAUGUGCAAAACUUUGAGCAAACUCUGACCCUUAUGUGAGCACGUUUUAGAGGCGGGGAAACUGUUAGCACAGCGGCUAAACGCCGGUCCGCACAUAGGCGCUUUAAGUGCCGUGGCAGAACUCCUUCAGGAUUGUUAUUUGUGGGGGUAAAACAUCAAUUUUGCAGAGUCACAUUGGUGUUGGCCAAUCAGAGGCGAGAGUCCAGAUCCUGUCGCCUGAAGCUACUUUCUCCUCUGGCUUAAUUCUCUGUGCUGAAACGGGUGCACUGGCGCUGUCGUACCCACCCCCCCAGAGCACGACUUAUAAAGCAGUUAUUCCUACUAGAGGCCACUGCAAAUGUUUUAAAAUGAGAGUUUCUGAAAAUUAAUCACUUUUUCUUGCUUGGAGUGAAAAAAAUUGCUGAAUCUAUAGACUUAUAAGAAUGAUUUAGGAGACAGAAGAAAGUUCCAUAUUUUUAUUCAAAGGUUUGUUGAUAUAGACACGUCAGAGUGAUUAUGAUUAGUUUAACAGGUUUAAGACACCACAGCAUUACUGAAUUCUGGUAUUAACCAGGGGCGGAUUUAGGACUGAAGAAGAUCCGGGGCUUAACACACACAUACACACACAUACACACACGCGCACACGCACUAGUCAACAUCAUAUAUAUACAGUAUAUGUCUUGUACCACAUAAUGUUUAAUCUGAAGCUACAUAUUCAGCAUAUUCAGGGCAGAGUAUUGUUCCUGUUAGUGUUUAGUGUGAGAUGAUAGUAAAUAUUCCUGUUCUUUCUCCAACAACUUUACCUGAUAGUAAGCUAACUUUAGGCAAACCAGCAGCACAACAAAUAUUUUCAGAUAAGACUCACAAACCUGAGUCAGCACCAGUCUCAUCAAAGCUGGGGUUCUGUUGCGGUACUUUUGGUCUAAAAAACGUCCUUAUGUCCAUCUUCACUCAUGCGUUUCAGGCAGAGAGUGUAGAAGAAGCCGGCUGCUGAAGGGCUUCUUCUUCAGUGGUGGAGGCUCAGCAGGCUGUAUACAAACUACUGCCAGCUGCUCCCUCUCUGUUGGACGUUGGUACUGCAUGUUACUUCCGCGAUUUAGAUCCGGGGCUUAUCAUGAAACAUCCGGGGCUUCAGCCCAAGUAGCCGGGCCUAACGCCGCCCCUGGUAUUAACAUUGAUUCAUUUGCAGAAAACUAAAUGAUGUUCUGAGGAUAUACCCCAAAAGAGUUUGUGUUCUCUGAGGAUUUUGUUCAGUCAGGUGAAUCAGCCCCAACAUGUGGAAAACCUUCUGAGAUAAAAUCUGCUGAAGCUGAUUCAUCCUCAGGAAGUCUGUGAGCAUGACACAUGAGGUCUGGUUAGUCUUUUGUAAAGUAGUUGUAAAAGAGAGAGAGGGUCGAUCAAAGAAACCACUAAGGGGAAGUCGGAGAUGACUCAGACUGCUGAGGAACUCGCCAUUUAAACGUUUGGACUGUAAUUGGAAGAGCGUGUGGAGGGACCUUCUGUAAAACAGUAGGAGGAUAGCCAUAAAGCCUGGAUCACCUUUAGAAGUCCAAACAACGACAGAACUUUGCUCCUCUCUGAUCAUCUUAACAACAAAACUCAGCGCUUACAUGGACCUGGACCUUUGACGCCCGCUAUGGAGAUACAGAGCCCUGUGAAUCCUUCACAUGCUGUCUUUGAGCUCUUUGUCCAAGCCCAAACCUGCCAGGAUGUGAAGCAGCACUUUGCUGAGCUGUGUAGAAAACUGCACGUCGAUCCCAAGAAUUCCAGGAGCCUCUACUCCACGAUAAAGGAACGGCUGAACUUCUGGAAGGCCAAAGCAUUGUGGGCCAAGUUGGACAAGAGAGCAUCUCAAGAACUUUAUCAGCAAGGAACAGCUUGUAUCAACAACAAGUGUCUGGUUCUGGGUGCUGGACCAUGUGGGCUGAGAACGGCCAUCGAGCUGGCCCUGUUAGGGGCUCAGGUGGUGGUUCUGGAGAAGAGAGAGAAGUUCAGCAGGAACAACGUUCUCCACCUUUGGCCAUUCACCAUCUAUGACCUCCGGGAGCUCGGAGCCAAAAUGUUCUAUGGAAAAUUCUGCUCUGGCUCUCUAGAUCACAUCAGCAUUCGUCAGCUGCAGUUAAUACUGCUGAAAGUGUGUCUUCUUCUUGGGGUUGAGGUGCACACUGCUGUGGAGUUCCAGGGCUUAAAGGAACCCUCUGGAGAAAACGGUUGGAGGGCCAAAAUAGAGCCUCCAUCUCAUCCUGCUGCAGCCUUCCAGUUUGAUGUCUUCAUUUCUGCAGGAGGAGGAAGGUUCGUCCCUGAUGGUUUUCAGCACAAGGAGUUGAGAGGAAAACUGGCCAUUGGCAUCACAGCCAACUUCAUCAAUGGGAACACGACAGCUGAGGCCCAAGUACCAGAGAUCAGUGGCGUAGCGCGCAUCUUUAACCAGAAGUUCUUCCAACAAUUACUCUCUCAAACAGCUAUUGAUCUGGAGAAUAUUGUUUACUACAGAGACGACACCCACUACUUUGUCAUGACUGCCAAGAAGAAGAGCUUACUGGAGAGGGGGGUCAUUCUACAGGACUUUAACGAUGCUGAUCAACUUUUGGCUCCUGGAAAUGUGGAUCAUGUGGCUUUGUGCCUUUAUGCUCACGAUGCUGCAUACUUCUCCACUGGGGGCCAGUUGCCUGACCUCCAGUUUGCUCAGAAUCAUGCCCGCAAACCAGAUGUGGCCAUGUUUGACUUCACUUGCAUGCACCGUUCUGAGAAUGCCUCACUGGUCCGGGAGAGGAGGGGCAAGAAGCUGCUAAUUGCUCUGGUUGGUGACUGCCUAGUGGAGCCCUUCUGGCCUCUGGGGACAGGCAUUGCCCGUGGUUUCCUUGCCGCCUUUGAUGCUGCGUGGAUGGUGAGGAGCUGGGGUAUGGGUGUCCCACAUCUGAAACUCCUAGCUGAGAGAGAGAGCAUCUACCAGCUCCUCUCCCAGACCACAACCGACAACACCAGCAAAGUUUACUCUAAGUACAGCAUUGAUCCCAAAACGCGGUACCAGAGUGUCAACCUGUCCUCCAUUCAGACCCACCAGGUCCAGCACCUGUACGAUGCUGAUAAAAGUCGCCCAACCAGUACAAGACAGAAGGAAAGUGGGUCGCGCAGUCGAGAGUCAGUCAGUGGUUAUGAGGAGUUGUUAAAAUGGUGUCAGAAACACACCACAGGCCAUAAGAACGUGAAAAUAAAUGACUUCACCCAGUCCUGGAGGUCCGGGCUGGCUCUGUGUGCUCUGAUUCACCACUUUCAACUUCAUCCAAUUGACAUAUCUUCUCUGGAUGAGUCGGACAGCGUUCACAACAACCAGCUGGCCUUCAAGAUUCUACAGAAGGAGCUGGGCAUCCCCCCUGUCAUGUCUCCCAGUGGACAGAUAGACAAACUGUCCAUGGUCCUCUACCUCACCCAGAUCAAAGAUGCCCUCUCUUUGCCUCCAAAAGAACCUGCGGGCCUUCCGAGACCUGCCAAGACCCUGAGAUUCUCCCGGACACAAUCAGCUGUGUUGUUUCUGAACAAGCUGAAGCACAGCUCUCUGCAAAGACGAAAGGAAAAGCUGGUAGCUGAGAACCAAGCCCAAGAAGUAAAGACCAUGGAGGCUUCGAUGCCUCUCGUGUCUCCUGAAGACCGUCCUGUGCCUCCACCUGCCUCAGUGCCUGAGCCCAUUGAGACCGGGAUAGAGGGGAACGGUGAGCUGUGUUACUUCUGUGGUCAAACGAUGUACGUGGUGGAGCGCAUCAGUGCUGAGGCAAAGUUCUUCCAUCGGAGCUGCUUCACCUGCCAUCACUGUGGCAUAACGCUUCGACUAGGAGGAUACACCUUUGACAAGAAUACAGGGAAGUUUUACUGCGAGCUGCACUCUGAAGAGCUGCUGCUUCCUAAUGGUCUGAAACCAUCUUGUGAGGUAAACAGAAACGCUCUGCUUGAGAUAGAUGAGGAGAAUGAGUCUUCUAGUAAGAACAGCACACCAUCCCCUUCAGAUGACGAGUAUUUCCUGGACUCUGCUCCUUCCCUUAAACAGUCUUUAAAACACAACGAACAAGCUCGGCAAAUCGAAGAACAAUCUGAAGAACCACAGAAGUCUAAAACGUCCACAGAGGCAGCAGCUCCCACUGAGGAGGAGGUGGAGGAGGCGAUGCCCUGCCCAGUCCCGAAGCCACGCCAUUCCCGUGAGAGCGCUCCCAGCUUUGAGCUCUCUCAGCCAGUGGCAAAACCUCGGACGGUCCUGAUGAAACCAAACAAACCUCCAUCUCCAGUUCCAGGGGUGGAGAUCUCUAAACCAGAUCCAGACUCCCGUCUUAAACUGUCUCUGAGAAAGCUUCAGUUGAGCAACGAGGAGAAAAACGAGCUGGGGAACCUUCAGAGUUUUGGUGCAGACUCUGACUCGGAGACCCCUGGUGGAUCUUCCUCCUGCUCUUCUUCCUCUGCGAAUGCAGGAGGUCCCCCUAAACAAGAGGGCCUGGAUGGGCAAGAAGAAGAGGGCUACUGGAGCGGGAGCACUCCCAGUUUCCUCCGGGAGAAGAGGAACCGACUCUGCUUCAAAAGGAAGGAGAUGCCAAACGGGCAGCCCAGAGCACGGUCCAAGUUUUCACCCUGGAAUCUGUCCUCCCCGAGGAUCAGUAGAGACUCGCGGCUCAGUGUUCACGUCAGUCGUCCAGAGAGUGUGGAAACAGCAUUCAGAGAUAUUCACAGCACCUCAGAGGAUGGUGUUGAUGAAGAUGACGAUGAAGAUGAUAUGUUUGCAUCUGAUGAUUCUGACGUGUUUGAUAGACAGUUCCAGACGGUUCCGUCAGACCCAGUCGAGGCUGAGAAGCAGGAGUUAAAGAGGAUGAAAACUUUAGCGCGGCGAGCCAAGAUGAGCGAAUUACAGCGAUUUCGUAAAGCUCAGUCCAUCCAAAGACGGCUGGAGGAGAUCGAGGUGUCCUUUAAAGACCUGGAGGAGAAAGGAGUGGUGCUGGAGAGACAUCUGAGAGGAGAAGCUGCCAACAGCAGUUCCCCCGAUACGAUUGAACAGUGGAUUCAGUUGGUCCAUGAGAAGAAUGCGCUGGUGUCUGAGGAGUCCGACCUCAUGGUGGCGUCUCGGCAGCUGGAACUGGAGGACAAACACAGCACGUUAAAUCUGGAGUACAGGAAGUACAUGGAGCUGAAAGACAAGACUCCAGAGCAGCAGUCAGAAGAAGAUCGUCUGUUUCAGGAGAUAAUCGAGGUUGUGGAAAUGAGGGACUCUCUGGUGACAUUUCUGGAGGAAAAGAGGCUGAAAGAGAUCAGCGAGAAAGAAGAGGCCUUCUCCAUUAUGGAGGCUAAAAGGCAGUCGUUGGCCGAAUAUCAGGUUCAGUGGGCUUAAAACUUGCCAUGCACAUGCUGUGCAGGUUAUGCUAACUGUUUAGGAUUUGAUGUAUUCAGAUUUGAACCUGAAAUCUAAAGUUGUAAAGCCAAAGAUGAUUUUUGUGGAAGGCAGCAGACCAGGAGUGGACCUUCUGGGAUGAUCUGGCUCUAUUUGAUGUGUUUAAGUGCAUCAGCGACCUUUCACAAGAGUGGAGUCAAGGCUGCAGAUCUAAAACGGGAAAGUUUUAUGUGGCCGCGGAACGUGUCCUCCAGUAUCAGAACUAUGAGCCAAGAGCAACGCCUAGACAAAGCAGCAAAAACUUUUAAAAUGAUGGGAAAGAGGGAAGUUCUUGGAAUAUAGAGCUUUUAUUUGAUGCUUGUUCGAACUGUGUUUUAAUGUGUAACAAAAAUAUCGAACAUCCUGAGCUCUUCAGUAUUUCUACGCCAACAAACAUGGAGGUUGCAAAUCUAGAAGAAAUUUUAAAUGAUAGAAUUCAAAGUCUGCUCUUGAUUUAUUUUUUUUAACGUUUAAGACUUUUAAACAUUGAUUAAUUCUGUGGCACUUUCUGCUUUUCACUGCAUGUUUUCUUCGUGGUGGUCAGUUAAUUUCAGGGGUUGAUGGUUCCGUCCUGUAAGAUCAGGGAUGCUGAUUUCGGGAUGAGUAGCUGACAUGAACAGACCAGAUCAUCUGUUUUUGGAUGGCUUCGUUUUGCAGUCGCUGCUGGAAAAGCCGCACAUGGAGCCAAACAAGCCAAAAGGCCAGACUAGGGACAAUUUAUUUACUUUUCUGUUGCCAUUUUGUGCCACUGUCCAGCAAAGAUCACCUACUUUUAUCUUCAGUUUUUAGGGGAAUUUAUUUUUAUUUUGGUCUUGUUUGUAAAUCUCCAGCAAGUGGAGGCUGGACUUCUGCUGCUGUUUCAGCUUCAAACCUCUAGGGUGCACUCUGGGUAUGAAAACCAUGGACUGUCUGAUAGACACAUAAGACCUAAACACUGGAGCUGCACCAGCUUAGUUCAUCUGUGAAAGUAUUAUGGUUCAUAACUGAGAAAAACAUCCAAAUAAAAAGAUUAAUUAUGAAAUCAUCACUCUUUAAUGAAGCUGUUUUUAUAAUUUGUGAAAUAAAAAAAAGUAUUCACUUUUA